Molecule: messenger RNA, 737 nt
Organism: Rana temporaria (common frog)
Lineage: Eukaryota; Metazoa; Chordata; Amphibia; Anura; Ranidae
Gene: CENPM
Product: centromere protein M
Exons: 6
Coding region: 102-632 (176 amino acids)
Source: RefSeq, a predicted model, not a curated record
GACAACGCCAAGGACGCGCACGCUCUAGACAGGAAUACAAGCUUGAAUGUAAAUGGCGCGGUUUAGUGCAGUGUGACACCCGGGUGGGGGCAUUGCUGAUUAUGGCUGUUCUCCGGCCGUUUGAGAAAAUGCCCGUAGUUAACGCUGCCGCCGUUCUGUUGGUUGGGUCAGAAGAAAAUCAUCGAGAGCGCCUUGCCCAGUCAAUGCUAAAAGAGGCAAAAAUCUUUGAUGUGAAGAUUCACAUGACCCAGAGCCUGCCUUUGCCUUUUGAAGGAGAUCACCUCCGUCCACGUUUUGACCUGGUUGUGUUUUUAAUAAAUCUACACAGCCAACACAGCCUCAACAAUGUUCUGUCUUCCAUGAUGCAUUUGGAUGCCUAUUUUUAUCUUGGAAAAAUUUGCUUUCUGGCUACAAGAGGCAAUCCUGGAUCAGUUAAGCACUGUGUAGUAGAUAUAUCCACAGUGGAAGAUCUUGCAGACAAACAUUUGAGUACCUUGAUCCAAUCUGAACUUGAUAAUGAAGACGAUGUUACUUAUACGGCACAGCGCCUACUGAAUAUUCUGAAGAUAUGUGCUGGAUUGGUGCCUGGUAUUUCCUCACUUUAUCUGUGUUCAAUGAUGAAAAGUUUUUAACACCGUUAUGUAAAAUUCAGGCAACAGUGCAUGAACAAGAUCGAAAUGUACAAAUACUUUUAAGUGACGUAUUGCUUGUAAUAAAACACUUCUGUGUAAAAUAUA